Molecule: messenger RNA, 219 nt
Organism: Lathyrus sativus (Indian pea)
Lineage: Eukaryota; Viridiplantae; Streptophyta; Magnoliopsida; Fabales; Fabaceae
Source: the annotation of a GenBank genome assembly
AUGCCAGCAUCAGUCAAUGUCGUAAACACAAUUUUUGUAUUGUUAGGAAGCAACGACAAUGGCCAUGAACCUAAUGAAGUGAGGUUGUUGAGUAAUCAAAAGACGGAGUGUUAUGAUUGCUGCAGAAGACUGAAGGCGACACUAUCUCUACUACGAACAUCAGAAAGUGUUGUUUUUUGGUGUGUGCCAAUCCCAAAUUUUGGUAGCAUUUUAUCUUAG